AUGGCUGCAAAUGCAUCAGGCCAACAAAGUAACGAUCAAAUUCCCCUAACAGUUUUUGUUGACAAAGAUAAAAACAAAGUUGUGUACGCUGAAGCUGGCAAAGAUUUUGUUGAUGUUCUUUUCAGCAUCUUAACAUUGCCCUUAGGGACUAUUGCAAGACUCGUGUCUAAGGAUUCAAAUAUAGAAGCAGUCAAAUUUGGCAGCAUUAGUUCUCUCUAUCAAAGUGUGUCAAAUCUUGAUGAACAAUAUCUAUGGUCAAACACAUGCAAAGGAAUGCUACUCAAGCCAAGGAACUCGAUGGAACCUUAUUGCCAGAAGAUGAAACUCAACAUCGACGAAACCGAACCCUUGAUGUACUAUUUCUGCGAGGACAAGACUUGCAGAAUAGAAAAUUGGUACAGUUUGUGUACGUUCAAGGAUCAAAUAUGCACUUGUGGAAAGCUAAUGAAUGUAGUUCUUCCACAAAAAAACAAUACAGAAAAUGGCUUUGUUGAAGAAACGUCUACUUUUGUUAUUUCCGACAAUCUUUUCGUGAUGCCUAAUCUUCUAAGAACAAGUUUAAGUCUCUUUCAGAAGCUUGGAAUCAAGGACAUUGACGCUGUUGAUAAACAAACCGUAAAUAUCAGCAAGAAUGAGGCAUUUGAUAUUCUCAAGUUUUCUUUGAUAUCAAAGACUCCUUUGACAGACUUUAUAUUUAAAAAGGUUAAAUUGGUUAGUAAUUUAGACCCAAGAAACCGAUUGGAAUUUUGGAUGGGUGAAUUGGAAUUUGAAAAGAAACCAUCUGAUGACUCUAAUAUGGUAGUGAAAUUCCUGAGAAACUGGUUGGGAUUUUGGAUUGGUGAAUUAGAGUUAAAAGAGGAAGCAUCUGAUGAAUCUAAUAUGGUUGUGAAACUACUGAGAAGAAAAUCAAAUGAACAGAUUCUGUUUGCCGAGGCUAAAGAAGAUUUUGCUGACUUUGUUUUUAGUUUUCUUACCUUUCCUUUAGGAGGAGUGUUGCAUAUGCUUCAAGGAUUCUCUUUUUUAAGCUGCGUUGAUAAUUUAUACAAAAGCAUGACUGAGUUGUGUUCAGCUAGAUGUUUAUUGUCACAAGAACUCAAAGACAAGUUAACUAAACCUCCGAUUUCGAUGGAGUUCAAUGUCAGGAACCAAAUAUUACCUAUCCAUGGUGAUUAUAAAGAUAAAAGUGAGCCAUAUAGAUUUGUUGAUCCUAAAUCUCCUAUUUAUGGAGGAUUUGCAAAAGGGCCAUUAACUUUUAUGGUGACAGAUGAUUUGGUAAUGAGUCCAAUGUCAUCUAGUAAUGUUGUUUCAUAUUUAGAAAGAAUGAAUGUUCCACUUAAUGACUUGGAAGAAAGGGUUGUCAGCAUAGGUGUCAAGGAGGGUCUCAGGAUUUUAAAAGCUGCAUUAACAACAACUUCUGCUUUGACAAACGGUCUCAGCCUUUCCGUAAUGGAGCAGUUCUUUCAUGAUCAAAACUCUCAAUCUAUCGAUAAGAGCUGA
Messenger RNA from Lathyrus sativus (Indian pea), 1497 nucleotides. Lineage: Eukaryota; Viridiplantae; Streptophyta; Magnoliopsida; Fabales; Fabaceae. The record is from the annotation of a GenBank genome assembly.